Prorocentrum cordatum is the source of this 2005-nucleotide messenger RNA. The record is from the annotation of a GenBank genome assembly. NCBI's taxonomy places the organism in Eukaryota, Dinophyceae, Prorocentrales, Prorocentraceae.
CCCCGCGGCAUCAGGAACCAGCGCCGAAGUCGGCACGACACGACUCUGCCGUAACGACCGUUGCGCGGAGAUCGUCAAAAACAGCACCAUCCCAUCCCCGCUGGCCUGUGGCAUCUCAGCCCAAGCAGCCCGCCCUCCCAGGUGGAGGCAGGCCGCGCGAAGCCCCGGGCCACCCCCCGAAGGCGCGACGACGACCGCGCCUCGGCGCGCCGCGGUCUGGGCGGGAGCGGCCGCCCGUCUCCAGGGGGAGCGGCGCGAGGGCGCGGAGGUGCGAGGGCGCGAAGAGGAUCGCGCGUCGCGCAUCGUGGGGCGCGAGACGCGAAGUCAGGUGACCCAGGAAGCCCGAAGGAACAGGCGUGAUGUCCCCGCCCAGGUGGGCACGUCGGCCGGUGGGGCCGAGGCUGCGCCAGCGGGGGUGGGAACCGGCAAAACGAUGCUCAGCAGGACCAGCAAGGGCAGUUCUCCGCGCCGCCGCAGGUGCACGAUUUCGAGGACCCCUCGCUGGAUCACCGGGGCGCUGCGAUCCGCUUCGAGCAGCAGGGCCGCAAGGCCGACGCGGAGCGGGCCUUCCAGAGCGCCGCCCGCUUCUCGCCGUCCUGGACCACGCUGACGGACCUCGGGGUGUGCAUGAUGAGGCGCAGCCGGCUGGCCGAGGCCGAAGAGGCUAUGUCCGCGCGCACUCCCUCGCGGACUCGCAGAAAGCGUUGGACCACGUGAGCGGCAAUCUGGACGUGCUGGAGCAGCACAUGGCCCACAGGCGCGGGGAGGAAGUGCACUCUGCACUGUCGUACCGGCGCCGGCACAGCGGCAUGGGCUCCGCAGUCUCAAAGACAAGCGAGGAUUCUCAUGGUAGACCCCCGCAAGAGGAAGCCGUGACACGCCCGCGCUUAGUCCACCAGAGGCCCAGGCUGCCUCGGGCCAGGAGGUUCAAGAGGAGAAGCGUCGCCGACCUGGACAAGGCCAGCGCCGAGCCCCGGAAGCAGAGGGCAGUGCUCGGGGCCCCGUUCGUCCUCAGAGACGGCAUGAAGGGCUGGAGGAUGCUGGAGACAUGGAACAAGACUUGGCGGCAAGAGCUCCAGGCGGUGUUCCCCAGGGCGGUGACCGACUUCUACCCGUACAACAUGCUCUCCAGGAAGCGCCAGAGCCCCUAUCUGUCGCGCCUUCCGGUUGGCAUCUUCGAGCUGACCGCGUCGGAGAGGCAGUCCCGCUUCGACCCAGUGAACGAUAAGGGCCUGGAGGCCGGCCGCUACAUGCACCUGCAGCUGACACCCAAGAUGUGGGCUGCGCUGGAGGAGAAGCGCCACUUCCCUGCGGACAGGCACACCUUCUUAAGAAACGACGAGUGGCAGAUGAAUUGCAUGAGCGAGGAGAUCCAGGAGGAAUGGAACCUCAAGACGCACUGGAAGAUUAUACUGGUGGGGUCGCGGGGUGCGGGGAUGUUUAACCACUCGGACUCGCUACACACGUCCUCCUGGCACGCCCACGUGAUGGGUGACAAGUGGUGGUAUGUCUGCGGCAGCCUGCUGAACGGCACCCACGUGUGCUUCGAGGAUAUCCUGAAGCCCGGGGAGAUCCUUUACUACCCUCCGCGAUGGCACCACGAGACGCAGUGCCUGUCGACGCCCACUAUGACCCUCACGGACACCGUGGCCCACGCUUACAACGCCGAGGGCAUCUGGGCCAAGACCUACGGGGAGUGCACCGGGCGUCAGUCCCUGAGGUUCGACUUCUCCGCCCAGCUGUGCGACGCGCUGGGCGGGAAGUGCGAGGACCACUGGCGCGAGCGGAGCCGGGAGGCGGGCCGCGCGUGGAGCGGUCAGAAGCUGGCGCCGUGGCGCACCAACGCGAGGGUCGGGGAGGUCAGCAAGAAGGAGGCAAUCAAACCCACGCACAACAACUACGAUGGCCGCAACCACAUCGCCGAGACGUGGAACUGAGCGAGUGUCCUCUGGUCGCGUGGCGCAAACCAGAGUUGCUUGCCGUGCGUCAAGACAUCCUUCUUCUC